CGUUUCGAAAGCAAAUCUAGAAAGCAAACGAGCAAAACGAAACCAGGGAGAAGCGCCCCCUUUCCGGCUCUUCUCCCACUCUGAACGGUCUCACUCAUCGUCGCUGACAUUCCUAGCAGCGGAGCUCCAACGAAAACUAGAAGCGGUUCAGCUAUGCCGAAUGUUUACGUAGCCUGAAUCCCGUUUCUUUUUUCGCACAUUUAACUUCUGGACAGAGCGCAAGCAUUUUGUGUCCCCAGCAGAGCCGGAGCAACGUGUUGCGUCCCGGAAUAAAGGGCUGGCGAUGCUUCUUCGCUGCUUUUAGCUUCAGGCCGGGCAUCCGAGUGUGGAUUCUUAGGGUUGCCUGUAAAGAAAAGUUGGAGAGAAGAUGGCAAGGCGGUCCAGAAGCCGGGCACGCCGGGCUGAGGUGGGUACGCAGCCGCACUCGCCGGGGCCGCCGGCGUCGCGCUCCAGAGCCUCAUUGCUGUUGUUCCCGGAGGCUGGCUACCACCCCAGCCUCUCCGAGGAGGACCCUGCAACCAUCCGCCAGAUCAGCUGCGGGCAAGCCUGCCUGGCGCUAGUGAAGACCAAUAGGACCGUGAUCGUUUUUGACAAGGCAGAGGGCGACGGAUGCCAAGGCCAAGCCAGGAAUCCCAAGCACAUCAAAUUAAAAAAGAAUGCCAAAGUGGAUUUGUUGGACUGUGAAGCAUCUCAUCUGCUCAUUCUCUCAUCAGAUGGAAAACUUUCUGAGCACAGAAUUGCAUCCAGAAAUGUUAAAUCAGAGCCAAGGCUAUUGAGAGAAUUAGGAGGCAAGUGCAUCAUUCAAAUUGCAUGUGGUGACCAUCAUUCCCUGGCAUUGUCAAAAGGAGGAGAGCUCUUUGCCUGGGGUCAGAAUGAAUAUGGCCAGCUAGCAACAGGAUGGAAGACUGACUCCAUUAAGGAACCACGGCCCGUGUGGAGGCUUGAAAACAUUCCUUUGGCCAAGAUUGCGGCUGGAUCUGCUCACAGCAUGGCACUCUCUGUGUUUGGAACUGUUUAUUCUUGGGGAAAGAAUGCUUUUGGACAACUGGGCCUUGGGGACACAGUAGAUAGAUACUCCCCUACAGUUGUGAAGGCCUUAGCGCAUGAGAAGAUAGCAUUCAUUUCAUGUGGUGGAGAGCAUUCGGCAGUUCUCUCAAAGGAUGGAUUAGUCUGCACUUUUGGAGCUGGCAGUUGUGGACAGCUUGGACACAAUUCCACCCGCAAUGAGCUGUUCCCACGUCUUGUGGCAGAGCUAUUUGGUGCCCGAGUGUCUCAAGUAGCCUGCGGAAGAUGGCACACACUUGUCUACAUCCCAGAGCUGGGGGAAGUCUACUCAUUUGGAUCUGGAGCAGAAGGGCAGCUCGGAGUGAGGGAAAAAUGUAACCGACUCAUCCCCCUUCCGCUUGACUUGACUGUGAAUGGCAGAAAAUUCAACAAGGAAGGAAGUGCCUCAGAAGAACUGGUUAAAAUUAUUGCUGGAGAAAACCAAAGUAUUGUGCUUCUUUUAAAGGAAAAGAAUUCAUAUGCAAAUUUAAACCGAAUGCUUGCCAGAGUGGAGAAGGAAAACGUAGAUAAGUGGGUUUCUAAUUCGGAUCCUAAAUGCUGGCAGACAAUGCGACAAGAUAUUAAGUUGAUCUUCUCAUCAGCGGCGUGCAUCAAUGGCAGCUUCCUGGAAAAGAGCAGAGAUAAACGUUUCAGAACAUCUUGGGAGGUUGCAGUUGUCGACAUGUCUGCUGUUUUCCUUUUCUGUGAGAAGAUUGCUGCUAAGCCUAAAGUCUUCACAGAGGUGAUAAAUGGCGUUAAGAAGCUUCUGCAGUCUCUCCUUGCCUUUCCUGGCUCCCCUGAAGCACUCGGAGUCUUCCUCAUUGUGCCUAUACUGUUACGGAGGCAGGAUAUCCAGUCAGAUCACCUCCUUAAUCAACUAGCACAAGCCAUAUGGCGUCUCCCACAGGAAGAGGAGCAAAUGCUUGAAUCUUUGUGGUCCAACCUGGAAGCCACCUUCUUCAAGGAUCUAGUGGGCAUGUUUCGGAAGCUUGUCAGUGUCAAUCUAUCUUCUGUCAUUAAACGUAUGAGAAGUUUAGAGGAGACAUACCAAGAUGAGGACUUCAUUUGGCCUCUUCAUGUCCUCCAGAUGCUUUAUGAGGUAAAUUGCAGAAGUGGCUUCAGAAUCCAGGAAAGCAACUUUUAUAUCCCUGAAGUGAAAAAAUGUCUGACUGCUCCAAAUAUGAAUCACAUACAAACUGAAGAACAAGUGAUGAGAAGAAUAUUAUCAAAGAACAAGGAACUGGAGUUGGUCUUCAAGGAACUUACCCAGUUCCCUUUUAUCUUUGAGUUGGAAGAUAAGGUUUUUGUGCAUCAAUUAGUAUGCAGAUGUCAGCAUGUGACAUACAUCAUGGCAAACUCUGGUAUCGUCUUUGAGCUAUGUGUACGGAGACAACAUCUGAUACAAGAUACCUGGCAGUGUUUAAGAAGUGCAAGAGCAGACUGGCAGUUCCUCAGAGUGCAUUUUACAGGAGAAUGCGGGAUUGAUGACGGCGGGCUGUCCCAGGAGUUCUUCACCAUCCUCAGAAGAGAGCUAUGUGAUCCAGAAGCACAGAUAUUCAGGCACUUUGAAGAAUCACAUCUCAUUUGGUUCUCCAGCCAGGUACCAGCACAGGAGGACACAUACUUUCUAAUCGGGAACCUGUUUGGAAUGGCUCUGUAUAAUUCGAAGAUAGCUGCUUUCCCCUUUCCUCUUGCUCUGUUCAAGAAGAUGGCAAAUAUUCAGCCGACUCUGGAAGAUUUAAAAGAGCUCUCUCCUAUAGUAGGAAGUAAUCUUCAGGCAGUCCUGGAUGAAGAUUAUGAAGAUGUCAUUGAAAACAUGAUGUUGGAUUUCACAGUAACAGAAGAACAUGAAGGAUGCAUAGUUGACAUUGACUUGAAAGAAAAUGGUGCCAACAUUCCAGUUACUAAGUGCAACAGAAAAGAAUACGUUGAUGCUUAUGUGAAUUACGUAUUCAAUGCGUCAGUGGAAAAGCAGUUUGGGGACUUCUUGCGUGGAUUUAAAAAAGGGUGUCCGAAUGAAACAUGGCAAAUGUUUCUUCCUGUUGAGCUCCAUGUUGUUCUGCUUGGACAUACGAAAUACGACUGGGAACAGCUUGAAAAGAAUGCAAAGUACUCUGGUUAUGAAAAGUCAGAUGAAACGAUCAAGAAUUUUUGGGCUGUGUUUCAUGACCUCCCUGAAGAAAACAAGAAAAAUUUUCUUGCUUUUCUCACAGGGACUGACCGCAUCCCAGCUCAAGGGAUGGAAAGAUUCAGAUUCACUAUUGCAGAUUCAAGAAAAGAAGAUCCAGACCGGUGGUAUCCUGAAGCCUGGACUUGCUGUCGAGUCUUGCUUCUUCCUAGAUAUACUAACAGAGAUGUUCUCAAGAAUAUGUUCCUGGGUGCUCUAGAGCACUAUGAAAAAUUUGGCCUGUGUUAAAGUCUGGAUAUAAUUUUGAUGCGCUUUUUCUGAAAUUGCUGUCAUUUUCUACCCUGUGCUUAAGCAGCUCUUUCCAGGAAAGAGUUAGUUCACUGAAACAAAACAGCAGGAUAUGUGUUUCUACUGGAGAUGUUAGUUUAGUUUAUUAAAUUUAUGAAUAGCUUCCCACACCCAAUGGAAGUCCUGUAGCCAUUUACAAAACAAAAGAUACAAAAGAUACAAAACAAAAUACAGUAUGUUAAGACAUCCAUUAAAACGAUACAAUACAAAUAUAUGAGGUGUUCAUUAAAUCUAGAAACAUAGGAUAUCCAUCCUGCCCAACACGGGAAUGAACACCAGAAUGACCACUAAAAGGCUGCUGUCCAAAUGUUCGGGAAAAUAAAUACAUCUUUGCCUGUUGCCGAAGAGAUAACAAAGUUGGCACCGGCCAAGCUUCGGGGUGGGGUGGGGGGCACCACAGAAAAGACCUGUUCUUUCAUUGCCACCCUCUGGACAUCUUUUGGAGGAGCCAAACGGAGAACACCCUCAGAUGUUGACUUCGGGGUCCAGAUAGCCUUGUAUGGGGACAAGUGGCCAUUAAAGUAUUGGGGUCUUGAGCCAUGUAAGGCUUUAUAAGUCAAAAUCAGCACUUUGAAUUGGGCUCACAAACAAAUUGGCAGCUAGUGCAGGUGAGCCAGAACCAGAGUUAUAGGUUCAGACCACUUAGUUCUGGUCAGUGGUCUGGAUGGUGCAUUCUGCACUAGUUAGAGCUUCUAACCUUUGAAAGCAGCCCAGUGUACAAUGCAUUGCAGAAAUCUAACCUGGAGAGUAGAUCCUUUGUUCUUGCAGCCAGUGUGGUGUAGUCGCUUUAAUGUUCAACUAUAACCAGUGAGAUAUGGGUUUAAAUCCCUGCAUAGUUCACUUGGUGAUCUUGAGGUCAUUCGCUGUUAGCUUAAUGUACCUCAUAGGAUUGUUGUGAGGAUAAAAGUUGAAAUGAACCAUGUUUGCUGCCCUGUGAUCCUUAAAGGAAUAAUAAAUAAUAUAUUUUCAUGUAA
Messenger RNA from Rhineura floridana, 4494 nucleotides. Its product is annotated as probable E3 ubiquitin-protein ligase HERC3. Bases 368 to 3460 code for a protein of 1030 amino acids. The record is from RefSeq and is a predicted model, not a curated record. The transcript has 24 exons. NCBI's taxonomy places the organism in Eukaryota, Metazoa, Chordata, Lepidosauria, Squamata, Rhineuridae. Gene Ontology annotation, molecular function: ubiquitin protein ligase activity. Gene Ontology annotation, biological process: ubiquitin-dependent protein catabolic process; protein ubiquitination.